Python bivittatus (Burmese python) is the source of this 3770-nucleotide messenger RNA. RefSeq names its product endothelin converting enzyme 1 (gene ECE1). The record is from RefSeq and is a predicted model, not a curated record. NCBI's taxonomy places the organism in Eukaryota, Metazoa, Chordata, Lepidosauria, Squamata, Pythonidae. Gene Ontology annotation, biological process: peptide hormone processing. Gene Ontology annotation, cellular component: plasma membrane. Gene Ontology annotation, molecular function: metalloendopeptidase activity.
CAUCAGAAUUUAGUUUUGGGAAGCGUUGGGCAAGGUGGCUAAGUCUCCUCGUGGGCAGAAAGAGGCGGGCAGAGCUGUUAAGAACUGCCUCCUUAGCCAUCCUGCGGGCAUUGAGGAACUGUGGAUCCGGCCUUUGGCACGGGAUGUUACUCUACAGGCAUCUUGCUGCUUUGGGGCAGGGGGCAGGGAGAGGUCCCUGUGUGGUAGACUUCAGCUCACCCUCUCGUCCGUAGCCACAUGGCUCUUCUCUCACAUCUCGUGGGGAGGAAUUCCACAUUUUAACUCUGCCCACCCACAGGAGUACGCAUUCCGCCCAGUUCCUCGCCUCACUUGCUUUAUUUUCAGGGCAGGUGGCUGCACCCGGCCGGUGCUCCAGCCCCUUCUCAACCCACGGGCAGCUGGGCCCUCGCUUUGCUGGGGCCAUGCGUCAGUCCCGGGGAUGCGGUGUAACGCCGGGGCCAUGCAUCUUCUGCUGGUCGUCCUGGCUCCGCCAGGUUGCAGAGAGCAUUUCCUCUUGCGCAAUGACAGAAAAGGACGCCCGGGCUGCCUCCCCCACAGAGCUGGGAAAGGGAGCUGGUCCAGAUGGAAUGGAGCCCCGCCGGCAUGUUGCAAUGGGAGCCGAGCAGCCUGUUCUCCGGCCGGAGCGAGAAAUCCGGACAGGAAGUGAUUCAAUCCCAGGAACGCCCCUGGGCCUCGUCGUCCAGUUUCCCUCACGGCUGUGCGCUCGGAGUCACGGGGCCCACACUCCCCGUUUCGGGAUGCUGAAGAGGUUGGUUGGGUUUCCAGCUGAACCGGAUCUGUCCUUUCUGGGGGAGGCAGGAAAGACCCUGUGGGGCCGGAGCCCCACAAACGAGCCUGCAGAUGUCCACGUACAAGCGAGCCACCCUGGACGAAGAGGAGCUGGUGGACUCCCUGGAGGGAGAGAUCUACCCCAACGGGGUCCAGGUGAACUUCCGUGGGCCAGGAGGUAGCAAGGGCUGCUGGGCGCAGCGGACCCAGGUUGAGAAGCGUCUCCUGGCCCUGGUGGUGGUUCUCUUCCUCGGCCUCCUGGCCUGUCUAUCCGUCCUGCUCUUCCAGUACCAAACGCGGCCCUGUCUGACCGAAGCCUGCAUCUCGGUGUCCAGCUCCAUCCUGAGCUCGCUGGACCGGACUGUGGACCCCUGCAAAGACUUCUUCAGCUACGCCUGCGGUGGCUGGAUCAAAAGCAACCCCAUCCCAGAUGGCCACUCCCGCUGGGGGACCUUCAACAAGCUUUGGGAGCACAACCAGGCGGCCCUCAAGAUCCUCCUGGAGAACACCACGGCCCCGGCACUGAGUGAGGCCGAACGGAAAGUGCAGCGCUAUUACCGGUCCUGCAUGAACGAGAGCAGAAUCGAGGAGCUGCAGGCCAAGCCGCUGGUGGAUCAGGUCCAGAAGCUCGGAGGCUGGAACGUCAGUGACGCCUCGGACAGCUUCAACCAGACGCUGCUGGAGCUGGUCGCCCGCCACCACCUCACCCCCUUCUUCUCCAUCUACGUGAGCGCCGACUCAAAGAAUUCCAGUAGUAACAUCAUCCAGAUCGACCAGUCGGGGCUGGGUCUGCCAUCCAGGGAUUACUAUCUCAACAAAACCCAGAACGAGAAAGUGCUGGCCGCAUACUUGAACUUCAUGGUCCAGCUGGGCCUGCUGGUCGGCGGAGGGGAGGAGGCAGCCACUCGGCAGCAGAUGCAGGAAAUCCUGGACUUUGAGACCACCUUGGCCAACAUUACCACCCCCCAGGAGAAGCGCCGGGAUGAGGAAGUGAUCUACCACAAAAUAACUGCCGGGGAGCUCAAGGACCUGGCUCCGGCCAUUGAGUGGAUGGCGUUGCUCAAGGAGAUCUUCUACCCGGUGGAGAUCAACGAGUCAGAGCCGGUGGUGGUCUACGCCAAGGAGUACCUCGAGCGCAUCUCCCUUCUCAUCCUGAAUGCGGACAAGCGGGUGUUGCGUAACUACAUGAUUUGGCAUCUGGUAAGGAAAGGGGCGAGUUUCCUGGACCAGCGAUUCCAAGACGCAGAGGAGAAGUUCCUGGAAGUCAUGUAUGGGUCGAAGAAGACCUGUGUACCGCGUUGGAAGUACUGCAUCAGCGACACGGACAACAGCCUGGGCUUUGUCUUGGGCGCCAUGUUUGUGAGGGCCACAUUUGCCGAAGACAGCAAGGCGAUCGCUGAGAAGAUGAUCCUGGAGAUUAAAAUGGCCCUGGAGGAGAGCCUGGCCAGCCUUCGGUGGAUGGACGAGGAGACCCGGCGGUCGGCCAGGGAGAAGGCCGACGCCAUCUACGACAUGAUCGGCUACCCCAAGUUCAUCCUGGAUCCCAAAGAGCUGGACAGGGUGUUCCACGACUACGAGCCAGUGCCCGACCUGUACUACGAGAACGUCAUGCAGUUCUUCAACUUCUCUGCCCGAGUGGCUGCCGACCAGCUUCGCAAGCCUCCGAACCGCGACCAGUGGAGCAUGACUCCCCCGACCGUGAACGCUUAUUAUUCUCCCACGAAGAACGAGGUCAUCUUCCCGGCGGGAAUUCUGCAGGCUCCGUUCUAUACCCGGAAUUACCCCAAGGCCCUCAAUUUUGGCGGAAUUGGAGUCGUUGUGGGUCACGAACUGACGCACGCCUUUGACGAUCAAGGACGCGAGUACGACAAGGACGGCAACCUGCGGCCGUGGUGGAAGAACUCCUCGGUGGACGCCUUCAAGCAGCACACGGAGUGCCUGGUGGAGCAGUACGGCAACUACUCCAUCAACGGGGAGGCUGUGAACGGCAAACACACCCUGGGGGAGAACAUUGCCGACAACGGGGGGCUGAAGGCUGCCUACCGGGCCUAUCGGAACUGGGUGAAGAAAAACGGAGAGGAGCCACCUCUGCCCGCACUUGGCCUCACCAACGAGCAGCUCUUCUUCGUGGGCUUUGCCCAGGUCUGGUGUUCGGUCCGCACUCCGGAGAGCUCCCACGAAGGACUCAUCACCGACUCGCACAGCCCUUCCCGCUUCCGGGUCAUUGGGACCGUCUCCAAUUCCAGGGAUUUUUCCAAGCAUUUCCAGUGCAAGCCAGGUUCCCCUAUGAAUCCGCCGCAGAAAUGUGAAGUUUGGUGAGUUUUCCUCCCCACGGAAAGAGGGGACGCCAGAACAUGACCCAACCAGGACCACCCUGUUCUCCGCUUCCUCUGGCAUAAGAAGGAAAAGGAGGCCUCCUUUUCAGGGGUCCCUUAAACCCCCUCGCUCUUAGCUGGAAAGGGCCUCUGGAUGACCUCUUGGCCGAGGAGGUUUUUCCGCUGCAUCUCCCACGGACUGAAAGUGUUUGGGAGGCACGCGCCCGUUUUCCGUGUACUGAUUGAUACGCACAUCGUCCCUUUCUUUGGGGAGAGCCGAGCCCGGGCUCAAGGUCUUUUGCCACUUUUCCAAAGGGAGAACCUCUUUGUCGCUCAACCGAACGCCAGCCUCGCCACAGACACGCGGACACGCAGCGUUUUGUAAAAUAUGCUGGGGAAAUUAUUUUUGGAACCUUGCAGAACACUGGAAAUUUCAGGGGAAAAUGAAUGGAAUGCUGUAUCUUUCUGUCUCUCUCUCUCUCUCUCUCAGGAACAGAUGGGAAAAGGCGUUAUUUUUUGUAUGUGCAAGAUGGCCCCCUUGAUGGGGGAAUGGGGCUGGUAUCUCCUUGGGCUUGUGAGACGCCCUUCUGGCUUUGAGGCCGGGAUCUGCUGGAUCCCUGCAAGGUGCUCGGCGUCCGGCGUCCGGCGCGGGGUUGUCCUCAGAAG